This is a messenger RNA of Papaver somniferum (opium poppy), 1584 nucleotides long. Its product is annotated as aquaporin NIP2-1-like. The transcript has 10 exons. Gene Ontology annotation, molecular function: channel activity. Lineage: Eukaryota; Viridiplantae; Streptophyta; Magnoliopsida; Ranunculales; Papaveraceae. Bases 1 to 1305 code for a protein of 434 amino acids. Gene Ontology annotation, biological process: transmembrane transport. The record is from RefSeq and is a predicted model, not a curated record. Gene Ontology annotation, cellular component: membrane.
AUGGGUCGUUGUGGAGAAGAUGUAACAGAGAUAGACGUCAAGCCAGAUGGUUCUUGGCGUGCGAAUGAUGCUCUUGGACAACAACUUCUGCUGCUCAUAGCAACUAGAGGCAAGGGUAUCGAUGCAGCUGAAGUUGCCGAAAAACAAGCUCUUUCUACUGCAUCCAAAACUGCAACCAAAAUGUGCAAACUAGUUUGCUGUCCAUCAUUUCUGUCUUUGCUUACCCGCAGUUUAUAUGUUUCUUUUGACACUUGCAGGUAUUUAAACAAACACCUUCUCUUCUUCUCACUUGUUCUUCUCGAUCUCAAGCAAAAACGAAAUGUAGCAGCCGAUGAUGAGGUGAUGAGACUUUGUCUUAUUACACUAGUUGGUGGUAUACUCUAUAGAUAUUAUUAUUAUUUGCUCGUUAUGUCGACGAUGAUGAGUACUAAUUCAUCGCCAUCUCCGUCUUCAUCACUGAUACUGGAUCAACCUACCAAAACUUCAUCAGUAUCAUUGAAGUUCAUCUAUUAUUUUUGGAAAGUAUAUGGCGAACAUUAUCCUCCUGGCUUUCUUAGAAAGGUGUUAGCAGAGUUCAUAGCUACAUUUCUAUUGGUUUUUGUGACCUGUGGAGCAGCAGCAUUGAGUAGAAGCGAUGAAGGCAGAAUCUCCAAGUUAGGAGCUUCUAUUGCCGGUGGACUUAUUGUAACGGUUAUGAUAUAUGCAGUUGGCCAUGUUUCAGGUGCUCAUAUGAACCCUGCUGUCACUUGCGCAUUUGCGGCUGUAAGGCGCUUCCCAUGGAAACAGGUACCCUUUUAUGCUGCAGCGCAACUAACUGGAGCUGUGGUUGCAUCAUUUACCCUUCUAAUUUUACUGUGCCCUAUCAAAAAUGUAGGAACUACUUCUCCGUCCGGAACUGAUUUUCAAGCUUUAGUGAUGGAAAUUGUCGUCACAUUUUCCAUGAUGUUUGUCACUGCAGCAGUUGCCACUGAUACUAAGGCAGUUGGAGAAUUAGCGGGCUUGGCAGUCGGUUCUGCAGUUUGCAUCACUUCUAUAUUAGCCGGGCCAGUGUCAGGUGGAUCGAUGAACCCAGUGCGGACAAUUGGUCCUGCACUUGCUAGCAAGCAUUACAAAGGAAUUUGGGUGUAUAUUGUUGGACCAUUAUUUGGGACACUAACAGGUGCGUGGUCUUAUAAUCUCAUACGAGGCUUGGAGGAGCCAAUUGCACCAUCACCAAGUUCAUCUUCCAUUAGGAUUCGUCCAUCCCGACGCAAUUACGAUGAGCAACCAGAUGUACCAAACAAAGGUCCUCUUGAGAUUAUCUAAUUAUUCUCUCUAAAAUCACUUGUUGUUGCAUUAUUUAAAACCCUAAUAAUUUCUGGCGCCGUUUUGUUAGGCUGCUCUUGAGCGAGCGUUUUUAGUUUACCCUUGAGCGAGUGUUAGAUUAUUAGGUUGCCUUCUGUGUGUUGUUGUUGCAAGUAGUUAUGCACUUUAAUAUCGGUCGCCUUGAGGUGGUUGUGAGGCAUAUAGUGUUUGUUCGUUGUUUCGUUUUCUUACUUGACUUUUUUGCUCUUUUCUUUGAGUGAUCGAUUCCAAAUUCGGUUC